Molecule: messenger RNA, 5669 nt
Organism: Helicoverpa zea (corn earworm)
Lineage: Eukaryota; Metazoa; Arthropoda; Insecta; Lepidoptera; Noctuidae
Gene: Ino80
Product: chromatin-remodeling ATPase INO80
Exons: 29
Coding region: 254-4720 (1488 amino acids)
Biological process (GO): DNA repair
Cellular component (GO): Ino80 complex
Molecular function (GO): DNA binding; histone binding; ATP hydrolysis activity
Source: RefSeq, a predicted model, not a curated record
GCCAAUAUACUGCUACAACAAUUAUCAGCCAAUAGCGAUUAAGAAAUGUAGUCCAGUUAGUUGUUCAACUUCGUCAAUUAUGGCGGGUUCGUGUUUUUUCAAGCUCAAAUACGAAAUGAGUAGUUAUUUGCGCCGCUCGGGCGGCGACAUUGACAGCGAUUUGUCGAAUAUUCUCGUGCGCCAUUUUGUGAAUGCUAUGGAAUUUUAUGUUAAGUAAUCGACGCGAGGAAAUUAAAAUUCGUGAUUCACAAUAAUGUCUGAGAAGUUGGUGGGGAAAACGGUGCUGAAACGACAUGAGGUUGCUAAGCCCGUUCAUAUCCAGAGGCUGGAGGCCUCCUUAGACGUCCGUCCAUUCGUGAGUCAAGUGGAGAGGAUCCUGAACUCUGAUGUGGCAUCCGACAGUGAUGAUGACUCCGAUGCUAAGUCGUUCGGCAAUGAGAUGUCUAAAGGGGACCGUAUGAUCCAUGGAGUAGUGACCACCAAGCAGGAACGUCAAAGUGAUCGUCUCAGACUAUACAACUUCAGUUCAGUCGGUGAAGAGCGAGAGUGGCUCCGAGAUGUCCUUCUAUCUUCAGGCUCAGAAACCAGCAGCGAGGAUGACUCGCCCAACUAUAAGGAAAUUAGGAUACAAAGGCUGUUGAAAGAGCGUAGAUAUCAUAAUAAAUAUGCUAAGAAGUAUUAUAAAGAUCAAGGGAACUCCCGCUACAUGUACUAUGGUGCUGGUCUACUAUCCACCGUAGACCGCUACCCAGAGCGUCGGAUCAGUCGGCCGGUGCCUCCGCCACCUUCCACCAGGGGGCGUAGAGGCAGGCCUGCGGAGCGAGGCUCUUCGACCAGAGGCUUACAUAAAGCGAGACGAGGGAGGGUCAGAGAUGCUAGGAUGAAUGAGGGUGGUGAUAUGCCUGAUGGUGUUGAUUGGGAAGAGCAGUUACGUAAUCUGAAAGAAGAACCUGAUAACGACGAAUAUGGAAUGUCUACUGAAAAACCAGGAGUCAGAGGCCGUAAGAAACUCUCGACUCUCAAAAGCCCAGAAGCCCUAACAGCUCGGAGAAGACGUCAUUGGCUGCUCCUGGUCAAGAAGGAGUUGGGCAAGGUGCAACGAGCCCGCACAGCUACACAUAGAGAGGUGAUGCUGCAGAGGAAACGGCUAGCCACUUUGUGUUGUAAACAUUGGAGGCAUAUUGCUAUGCAGUCUCAGAAAAACAUGAAAGAAACAGUAUGGAGAUGCAAGCGAUUGAGUCGUGAAAUGCAGGCGUAUUGGAGACGAUACGAUCGCGCCGAGAGAGAGACGCGACGACGAAUGGAGAGAGAGGCAGAGGAACAGAGAAAGAUGGAUGUAGAACUCAUGGAAGCUAAACGCCAACGUCGCAAGCUGAACUUCCUCAUCACGCAGACAGAGCUAUAUGCUCACUUCAUGCAGAAGAAGUUGAAUUCUACUGAUGAUGGGGACGGUGGAGCUGAUAGGAUACUGAGGCAGCUGGAUGAGGAUCGAGACCCUAGAUUAGCUGCUAUUGAUCAUUAUGAUAGCGAAGCAAUGAAAGCCCGUGCCUCCCGCAACGCCCGCGAAGCGUUCAGAGCUGAACGCGCUCGCACACAACUGUUCGACUCAGCCGCCGGCGCCUCUGACGUCACUGAUGCCGACGGGCCCGGUGACGUCACGGACGCACAUGAGCGACGCGGCGGCGACCAUGAGCAGCCCUCGAUAUUUAGAGGCACGCUGAAAGGGUAUCAGCUGAAGGGAAUGAAUUGGCUCGCUAAUUUGUAUGACCAGGGUAUCUCCGGCAUCCUAGCAGACGAGAUGGGUCUCGGCAAGACGGUGCAAUGCAUAGCGUUUCUAUGCCACGUGGCUGAACGUCUCGGCGUUUGGGGGCCGUUCCUAGUGGUGUCACCUGCGUCUACUUUACACAACUGGCAGCAGGAGAUGCAGAGAUUUGUGCCCGAUUUUAAAGUGGUACCAUACUGGGGCAGUCCAAGCGAGCGCAAAAUCCUCCGUCAAUUCUGGGAACGCAAAGACCUACACACUCGUCAAGCAGCCUUCCACGUGGUAGUGACGUCAUAUCAGAUCGUAGUGUCCGAUCUCAAGUACUUGAACCGCGUGUCGUGGCAGUACAUGAUACUGGACGAAGCUCAGGCUAUCAAGAGUUCCGCCAGCAUGCGGUGGAAAUUACUGCUCGGGUUUAGCUGUAGGAAUCGAUUGUUGCUGUCUGGUACUCCAAUUCAAAACAGCAUGGCGGAAUUAUGGGCUUUAUUACAUUUUAUUAUGCCAACGCUGUUCGAUUCGCACGAGGAGUUUAACGAAUGGUUCUCUAAGGAUAUCGAAAGUCACGCUGAAAAUAAAAGUACUAUUGAUGAAAAACAUCUUUCGCGUUUACAUAUGAUUUUGAAACCGUUUAUGUUGAGGAGAAUAAAAAAGGAUGUAGAAAAUGAAUUAUCGGAUAAAAUUGAGAUUAUGGUGCAUUGUCCAUUAACUAUAAGACAGAAAUUAUUGUAUAUAGCUUUAAAAAAGAAAAUAAAAAUAGAAGAAUUACUUCAUUACUCUGUGGGAGCGGAGUCAGGUCACAAUGUAGAUAAGAAUUUUACGUCCAAUCUUAUGAAUUUAGUUAUGCAGUUUAGAAAGGUAUGCAAUCACCCGGAACUAUUCGAGCGUCGAGACGUCCGAUCCCCAUUUUCAAUGCUCGUAGAAGACUACCAUAUACCAAAAAUAGUCGCAGAAGACUGCUAUUUAAUCCGUUCUACGCCUUCAAAACGCCAUUUAUUAUACAAUAAGUUAUCUAUAUUAUCCCCUGAGUAUGUACAAAGAUGUGUGAGUGGGGGGGAGGAAAAUGGGGUGUGUUGGGAUAGUAGUGUCUUUGCGUUCACGAGGUUUAUGGAUUUGUCACCCAUGGAGCUGUUUAGAGUUAUGCUGUGUGGCUGGUUUUGUGCAAUGCAACACAUAGAGUAUUGCCUAGAAAAAUACGAGAAGCUCCGUCACCGUCACUAUUGGUGGUACUCCUCGUCAACCAGCGACGUCAAACAGGAGGAGAGUGAGACAGACUUAUGUGGUGAUUACUAUGAAAGAGUGAGCAGGAAGGAUAUGCUGUUGGUCUGUCCCGAUGGUGACGUGUUGAGGAGGAGGAAGGAGGAUAGUCUGAUGUGGAAGGAGCUGCUGUUUACUGAUGCGCUGUGGAUACAAGGUGGUCCAUUCUACACUCACACGGAACACACAAUACACUACACGCCUGAAACCAUCGAGCACAAAGCUUUGAGGAUAAGGAAUAUACGAGAGAGAGACGGACAGACGGAAAUGCUAAGCGAGAUAAAGACUGAAGAAGGCGGCGUGAUCCCAGUGCCGCCGCUAGAGAUAGCCGAUGUACCCUUCGUGGAGCGACCACCCAUCUCCUAUCCAGAGAUGCCUACUCCGCUGCCCAGCUUCCUGUACUUUGCUCAGCAGAAGGUGUGCACAUGUACUCGCGCAGCGUUUGCGGUAUCGCGCAGCUUCGCGUACCACAUGCGGCGGCACGAGCAGGCGGAGUGCGGCGCCGCGUGGCGCUGCGUGUGGCGCCUCGCCGCCGCCGCCCGCCCGCCCUGGGGCUGGGCAGAGCUGCAAGUGCCAGAUAAAAAUCAACUAGUCAGUGACGCCGGUAAGCUGACAGCGUUGGAUUCACUGCUCAAGAGAUUGAAGGAGCGUGGCCACAGGGUGCUCAUAUACAGUCAGAUGACCAAGAUGAUUGACUUGUUAGAGGAAUACAUGUGGCAUAGAAAACACAAGUACAUGCGGUUAGAUGGGUCUAGUAAAAUCUCCGCUCGACGUGACAUGGUCGCUGAUUUUCAGGCCCGCACAGACAUAUUCGUAUUCCUCCUGUCAACCCGAGCCGGUGGCCUAGGCAUCAACCUCACAGCUGCAGACACAGUGAUCUUCUAUGAUUCCGACUGGAACCCCACGGUAGACCAGCAGGCGAUGGACCGAGCACAUCGGCUGGGACAGACCAAGCAGGUCACCGUGUACCGGCUCAUAUGCAAGGGCACCAUCGAGGAGAGGAUCAUGCAGAGAGCCAGGGAGAAGAGUGAGAUCCAAAGGAUGGUGAUCAGCGGCGGUAAUUUCAAGCCGGACACGUUGAAACCUAAGGAAGUCGUGUCGUUACUUUUGGACGACGAAGAAAUUGAACAGAAAUAUCGCCAAAAGUCUGAAGAGAAGAAACUUAUGGAAGAAAGAGAACGUAAAAGAAAAUUGGGAUUGCUGCCACAAGUUCAACCGCCAGCGACAGUGGAAGCGAAGCGGCCACGCGACUCGGCGUCGGAGCCCGGCAGCCCGCUGCAAGUGGACGAUGAUGGAGACAAACUAGUGGUGGACAUACCGCCCUCACCCGCGCCUAUACCGUCGUACUCAGGCGCCGUCCGAGCGGGUGCGUGGGGCGUGUCGCGCGGAGGCCGCGGUGCCCGCCGGGGACGACCACGUGGCUCCAGGCAUGCGCUAUCCCGCCGCCCCGAGCCGCAGCCUGCUGACAAUGCCAGUGCUGUUGCUGCUGGUGCUGCUCUACUAGAAUCAGACGCACCUCUAGAAAUAAUAGAAUCGGUAGCGCCGCCCGAAGGAGCAGGGGCCGCAGGUCGCGGUCGGCGGGGCCCGGGGCGGCCGCGCCUGCGGGCUGCCGGGGCCCCGCGCGCUGGGGGCCCACGAGCUGGCGGCCGCCGCCCGCGUCGUGCUCGCGAACCGUUGCUAGUACCGCUGGCGCCGCCACCAUAGCAUAUACCUGCUCUUAGUGGAUCACAUGACACUGGAUAAAUUAUUGUUCACCUGUUACCAGAAGCCAUAUAAAAGCGGAGCAGCACAUGCAGUUAACAACAAAGUUCCCACCUCUAGUGCAAUUAUUUUAACUACAGAAUGACCAGUAUAUCUUUGACACACGGCAAUAUGACGAACUAAAAUAAAAUGUUCCAAAUUCCUCAUACCAUUUCCUUAGACAGUGGCGCCACCACGAAGCAUCAAGAUAUACUAGUCAGUCUGUUCUCGCCAAACUAAAUAAUAUUAAUAACACAGAAAAUGUACAAAAUAAUGCUUUUAGUUACAAGUAUUAACAAAGUUUAACUUUGAACGAUAAGUCGCGUUAACUAUGUAAAUAGACAGAAUUAAAUAUUAAUUUUAAAUAAAUAUUUAAUGAUAAUUUGUGUAAUUAAUGAAUUGAAUGGUUGUGUUGUAGUCCGCUAAAUGUUACUAAAUCGGGAAUGUGUAAUGUCACUAGUUAUUUAAAUAUAUUACCUGUAUAUUUAACUUGUCUAGAUUAUACUGAACUUGUAAAAAUCUUAAAUGGAAAACGGGCUUCUUGAUAGUAAUUACAAGGCAGUAGGUAUAGACAAUGAUAAUAUAAACAAUUUUAACGCAGCUUGGACGAAGAAAUGCAUCAUGUAAGCAAAGUUUCUAUGUAGCUAAAAUAUUGUCGCAAGCAAAACUAAUCUAUUAAAUUCAUGUUUUGUAUACAGUAUGUGUCAUCAUUGAUCAUACUAAAAGUUAAAUUUAAACAAGUUUGAUAAAUAAAAAUAGUAUUUAAUAAUUAUGAUCUGCCAACCCGAAAUAUUAUGUAACAAUGAUUGGAAUUCUAAAGAACAAACUCACGUGUUCAAUGUAAUAGACUGGACUUAUUAUAGAACUGUUUAUUUGACGAGAGAAAACUGAAUAAAUGUUUUAAAUUAAUUUA